Molecule: messenger RNA, 1619 nt
Organism: Nicotiana attenuata
Lineage: Eukaryota; Viridiplantae; Streptophyta; Magnoliopsida; Solanales; Solanaceae
Product: lanC-like protein GCL1
Exons: 5
Coding region: 81-1376 (431 amino acids)
Biological process (GO): carbohydrate metabolic process; peptide modification
Cellular component (GO): plasma membrane
Source: RefSeq, a predicted model, not a curated record
AAGAGAUAAUUAGAAGAGCAUAAUUUCUCAGAGCCAUAGCUUUCGUUCUAUUUUUGUUAAAUAAAGAGAAAGUAGAGAAUAUGUCGUCUUCGGUAGUACAGUUUGCUUCACAGGAAAGCAAUAGUAAUAGUAGUAGUAACCAUCAACAUGAAGAUGGAAAUGAACGGCUUGAUUCUGAUCACCAUAACCAUCCUACGGCUCACAAUGUUUCCCUUCCUUCUGAAACUUUUCUCCAAGCUGCCAUCUCUCUUAAAGACCAGGUAGUAGAAAUGACAUGGAAAGGAAAUGGAAGGAGUGCCGGUGGCGUUACAGAUCCGACGGUGUAUACAGGUUUGUUAGGAACGGCGUUUACCUGCCUGAGGUCGUACGAGGCUACCGGUGAUCAGAAAGACUUGGAAUUGUGCUCUGAGAUAGUUGACGCUUGUGCAGAACUUGCACGUACUGUCACGAGGCAUGUGACUUUUCUGUGUGGAAGAGGAGGGGUAUAUGCUCUUGGAGCUGUUGCUGCUAACUAUAGUGGGGACCAACACAAGAGAGAGUUGUAUUUGAACCAUUUCUUUGAGGUGGCACAAGAGAGAGCCCUUCCUGUUGGACCUGAAGAUGGAGGUUUUGGAAUGUCAUAUGACCUCCUUUACGGACGAGCUGGCUUCUUGUGGGCAGCAUUGUUUAUCAGGAAGUACUUAGGGGCGGAGACAGUGCCAGAUGAGUACCUUAUGCCUGUUGUUGAAGCUAUAUUAGCAGGAGGGAGAGCAGGGGCAACUGAUAACCCAGCCUGCCCGCUGAUGUAUAGAUGGCAUGGGACAAGAUACUGGGGCGCAGCUCACGGGCUUGCUGGUAUUCUGCAUGUAUUACUUCAUUUUCCGCUCUCUCAAGGAGAUAUCGAAGAUGUUAAGGAGACCUUAAGGUACAUGAUGAGCAACAGGUUUCCCCACAGUGGUAAUUAUCCUGUCAGUGAAGGGAAUCCAAGAGACAAGCUGGUCCAAUGGUCCCAUGGUGCUACUGGCAUCACCAUUACUAUGUGCAAAGCAUCUGAGGUACUGUCAAAUGAUAGGGAGUUUCGUGAUGCUGCCAUAGAAGGUGGAGAGGUAGUGUGGAAAAACGGCUUGGUGAAGAAAGUAGGACUUGCUGAUGGUGCAUCUGGAAAUGCUUACGCCUUCCUCUCACUCUUCCGUCUAACUGGGGAAAGCAUAUAUGAAGAAAGAGCAAGAGCUUUUGCAAGUUGCUUAUAUCACAAUGCGAGGACGAUCAUGAAUGAAAGGCAUCAUAAUGAAGCAGAUCAUUCCUACUCUCUUUUCCAAGGAUUAGGCGGCGGCGCUUGCUUCUUGUUCGACUUGCUUACGCCUGAAAAUUCCAGGUUCCCAGGCUAUGAACUCUAAUCUUUGGCUUGUUUGAGUUUCAAGAGAUGGGUUUACAGGGGAAAAAAAACAUGUACUCUGGUAGGUUAAUAGUGCAAGUUUACAUGGUCAAUUAGGAGGUGGGAAAUGGAGUUUCUUGCUUGCUUCCUGGUGUGAGCAAAUACUAGUAAGCUAUGUGAAAGUAUGUUGUAUAUAUUUGACUUUCAUUUAACACUUUUUAAGAACUCUAAUAUGGAGAUGCAAUGGCCACCAUGCUUCAUUGUC